Rattus rattus (black rat) is the source of this 1613-nucleotide messenger RNA. RefSeq names its product transmembrane protein 25 (gene Tmem25). Lineage: Eukaryota; Metazoa; Chordata; Mammalia; Rodentia; Muridae. Gene Ontology annotation, biological process: negative regulation of excitatory postsynaptic potential. The transcript is spliced from 9 exons. The record is from RefSeq and is a predicted model, not a curated record. The coding region runs from base 116 to 1213 and encodes 365 amino acids.
CUGCCUGGCGCGGGCCCCGCCCUUGCAGCGUACUGCGGCGCUCAGCGACUUGAGCAAUUGCUGGGGCUCUGCUCCAGGAGGGAGCCAGCAGCCUGGAGGCCAGUCCCUGAUCACCAUGGAGUUGCCUCUAAGCCAAGCUACGCUCCGGCAUACUCUGCUGCUCCUGCCUGCCCUCUUAAGUUCAGGUCAAGGAGAGCUGGCGCCACAAAUUGAUGGUCAGACCUGGGCUGAGAGAGCACUUAGGGAGAAUGAGCACCAUGCUUUCACCUGUCGGGUUGCAGGGGGUUCUGCCACUCCCCGAUUAGCCUGGUACCUGGAUGGACAGCUACAGGAGGCUACCACCUCGCGACUCCUGAGUGUGGGCGGGGACGCCUUCUCUGGAGGUACCAGCACUUUCACUGUCACUGCCCAGCGCUCCCAACAUGAGCUUAACUGCUCCCUGCAGGACCCAGGGAGUGGCCGGCCAGCCAAUGCCUCUGUCAUUCUCAAUGUGCAAUUCAAACCAGAGAUUGCCCAGGUUGGAGCCAAGUACCAGGAAGCUCAGGGCCCAGGCCUUCUGGUUGUCCUGUUUGCCCUGGUACGGGCCAACCCACCUGCCAAUGUCACAUGGAUUGACCAGGAUGGGCCAGUGACUGUCAAUGCCUCUGACUUCCUGGUGCUGGAUGCCCAGAACUAUCCCUGGCUCACCAACCACACUGUGCAGCUGCAGCUCCGAAGCCUGGCACACAACCUCUCGGUGGUGGCCACCAACGAUGUGGGUGUCACCAGCGCCUCACUUCCAGCUCCAGGGCUCCUGGCCACACGGAUAGAAGUGCCACUGCUGGGCAUCGUUGUGGCUGGAGGACUUGCCUUGGGCACUCUAGUGGGGUUCAGUACCUUGGUGGCCUGCCUGGUCUGCAGGAAAGAGAAGAAAACAAAAGGCCCCUCCCGGCGUCCUUCUCUGAUAUCUAGUGACUCCAAUAACCUGAAACUGAAUAAUGUGCGCCUGCCCCGGGAGAACAUGUCCCUCCCAUCCAACCUUCAGCUCAAUGACCUCACUCCGGAUCUCAGAGGGAAAGCAACAGAGCGGCCAAUGGCUCAGCAUAGCAGCCGUCCAGAGCUUCUAGAAGCAGAGCCUGGUGGCCUCCUCACCAGCCGAGGCUUCAUCCGUCUCCCAAUGUUGGGCUACAUCUACCGUGUGUCCAGCGUAAGCAGUGAUGAGAUUUGGCUCUGAGCUUGAGAGUGAGGCAGACGGCCCAGGUGGCCUGUGGACUCCCCAGAGUGACCACCCCAGCAUCUUCUUCAAGCUUCCCUCUGCCUGGCCCUGUUGUGACCAUGAAGAAACCAUGUCACUGCCAUCUGGCCUGCCUGGCAAGGAUACCUGUGGGUCAUGCAUGUGUAUGUCAUUGCACUCUAACCUGCAAGGCAUGGGUACCCUUGGCAAGGCCACGGGUCAGAACUAAGCCCCUUGCACUCACUCAGUUUGGGGCCCUGCAUGUGAUAACCUGGUCCAGGCAGACGGAACUCUGGCCAGGUGUUUUUAGAUGUCACCCGACACCUAAAAGACGGGCCUAUUUAUUAUACGUCCCAUGCCAGUAUCCAUUGCACCUUGUGUGCAGAGAGAUGCCUAUGCA